Cavenderia fasciculata is the source of this 2340-nucleotide messenger RNA. RefSeq names its product ABC transporter A family protein (gene abcA11). Bases 1 to 2340 code for a protein of 779 amino acids. Gene Ontology annotation, biological process: lipid transport; transmembrane transport; sorocarp morphogenesis. Gene Ontology annotation, cellular component: membrane; intracellular membrane-bounded organelle. The transcript has 8 exons. Gene Ontology annotation, molecular function: ATP hydrolysis activity; lipid carrier activity; ABC-type transporter activity. The record is from RefSeq and is a predicted model, not a curated record. Lineage: Eukaryota; Evosea; Eumycetozoa; Acytosteliales; Cavenderiaceae.
AUGGGAGUUAAUAAAAUAACCAUUUUAGGACAAUUAAAAGCUAUAUUACUACUCAAAUUUAUACAAGCUAUUAGAGACAAGAAGUUUAUAUUCUCUGGUGUAUUAAUUCCUUUGGUUGGAGUAGGAUUAUCAUUAUUAUUUAAUUUCUUAAACUUUACAUCUGGUAGUGAUUCAACAGUCACAUUUACACCAGUUAACAAUGUUAAUCUAACCUAUAACCCAAGUACAUCUCUUGGUGAGACACCAAUUAUCAAUACGAUGAAAUCAAUGUUUGAUGUAGACUUUCUUGAAAUCACUGAACAACAAAUGACCAAUGACAUCUUUAACUAUACAUUAAGUGAUCAAAUUGGAGGUUAUUCAUUCAAUGAUACAAAGGAUAACCUUACAUUUACUCAAACUAUUUUUUUCAAUUCAUCAUCUAUUAUUCCAAAUUUAAAUCAAAAUCUUUAUAUUUCUAUUUAUAACUUGGUAUCAAAUAAAACAUUAAAGAUUGUAGAAACACUUACACCACUUGGUAGUGGUAAUACAGGAUUCCAAUUAUUCCCAUUUAUUGGUCCUAUUCUCAUUCAAUAUACAUUUAUCUUUUUCGUUCCCUACUUUGCAAUCAAUAUUGUAGUUGAACGAUCAAAGGGUAUAAAGUAUCACUUGUUUUUAAAUUCACUCCGUUCAAAGGUAUACUGGGGUGGUUAUCUACUCGCUGAUUUCAUUCUUUACCUUGCACCUGCUACUAUUGGUUGGUUUGCACUUACCGUUGCCAAAGUCGAUGGAUUCUACACCAAUCCUGUUGGAUCAUUCUUUUUAUUCUUUUGUUUUGGUCUAUCUGCCAUUCCAUUUGGUUAUAUCAUUCAAUUUGCAUUUGACAAGGAAGAUACUGCCAGCAAGUGGUUAUAUUCAUUGGCAUCGAUUAUCAGUACCGUACCAUCAACAGUUAUUUCAUUUGCCGCUCCAAAUGGUGUACCUAGAGCUGUAACUGUUCUACUCUCAUUCUUACCAGCUUGUUCAUUAUUUAAUGGUUUAUCUGAUUUGGUUCGUGGUCAAGAUACUAUCAUCACAACUAUUAUUGUUCAACUAGCAAGUUGUGUCUUAUAUUUAUUUGUUAUCUAUAUAAUUGAAAGAAUUAAAAAUAGACCAUCAAAAGUAACAGUUGAUGAUGUUGAAUUGAAUCAAGGAAAUACAGAUCAAGAUGUUUUGGAUGAAAGACAAAGAGUACAACAAUCUACUCAACCCAAUAGUGGUCAUAAAUAUGUCAUCACUGUCGAUGGUAUCUUUAAACAUUUUGUUGAAAAUCUACCAGAUGAUAAAAGUGGCUAUGAAAAGAAAAGAGUUAAAGCUGCUGUUGAUGGCAUUUGGUUUGGUGUUGAAUCUGGUCAAUGCUUUGGUCUUCUUGGUCAUAAUGGUGCUGGUAAAACAACAUUGGUUAAUAUUAUGACUGGUAUUCUAAAUUGUGACAGAGGUGAUGGUUUUAUUGAUCGAUUCAGUAUUUCAAAGGAACGUGAAAGUUCAUUUUCAUCGGUUGGAAGUUGUCCACAAACAGACAUCCUUUUUGACAAUCUCACCAUCCGUGAACAUCUUCAACUCUUUAGUUCUAUCAAGGGUGCCUCCAAAGAAGACUCUCAAGUUGAAAUCAACUACUUUAUCGAAAAGUUUAGAAUUGCUGAACAUGCCGACAAAAAAUCAAAGGAACUUUCUGGUGGUACCAAACGUAAAUUAAGUGUUGCUUGUUGUUUAGUUGGUAGUCCUCGUAUUGUCUUCCUUGAUGAAGCAUCAAGUGGAUUAGAUCCAUCAAGUAGACGUCAUUUAUGGGAAAUCAUUCAAGAAAUGAAACCAGGUAAAGCAAUCAUUCUCAUUUCUCAUUCAAUGGAUGAAGUUGAUUUCCUUGCCAAUCGUAUUGGUAUCAUGUGUAAUGGUCGUCUCAGAUGUAUUGGUACACCAAGUCAUCUUAAACAUAAAUUUGGUUCAGGUUAUACAUUGGAUAUUCAACCUCGUAAUUUUUCAGAUACUCCAAAUAUUAUAAAUUAUAUUAAAAAUUCAUUCCCAGAAGCAGUGUUUAUUGAAAAACUUGGCAUCAUUACCUUUGAAUUACCAACAUCUGACAACUUUUCAUUGGCUAAAAUAUUUAGAGUAUGCGAAGUUGGUAAACAACAAGUUGGUAUUGUUGAUUUCAAUGUUUCAGAGACUAGUUUGGAAAAGGUCUUUUUGAAAUUGGCUGUUGAACAAUCAAAUGCCGAAGACCAUGACAAGAUCCUAGAAAAAAAGAAACACACAAUUAGAAAGAAAAACGAUCAAUUCCAAGAUGUUUAUCAGAUAAUUUUAGCAUCAACAACCAAAACUAUAAAAUAA